CCCGAUCGUCAGCCAGCGCAGACCUCAAGUCCUUAGUGGAAGUUUAGUCUUAUGCGAGACGUCCGCCAAAGCGGAAGGAAUUUAAGUUUGGUGAAAGACUUCCGAAAGCACGGGCGUGAAUGCUCGUAAUGUGAAAUUCGGAGGUGUCGCUAUAAUAACGGUAGAAUAAUAAUUUAUCGCAUUUGUCAGUUUCGCGAAAUCGGUGUCGAAAUUCAAGCAGAGCAUAUCAAAGUGGUGAUCGGCUGGUGAAAUGGGACUUUCGAUGAAAUUGUGUCUGUUCGCGGUUGUGAUUGUGCUCGCGUUUAUAGGUUCCGGGGAUGCAUUUUUCUUCCUGCUAAAGUCAUUGGCCCACAUCGGACGGUACGACACCGGCUACGAUGACCAAUACAACUAUGUGCAACCUACUUACGACAAUCCACAGGUGAAGGAGGUUCCGGAGUAUGAUUUCAUUAUCGUGGGAGCUGGUCCUGCCGGGUGUGUGCUAGCCAACAGGCUGUCGGAAAAUGCUCGAUGGAAGGUUCUAUUGCUGGAGGCAGGACCUGGCGAAAAUGAGCUCAGCAACAUUCCGAUAUUGACGACGUUUUUGCAGAAUUCACAAUACAACUGGGCCGAUGUGGCGGAGGCCCAAAACGACUCUUGCUGGGGCAUGAUUGACCAGCGAUGCAGCAUUCCCCAUGGCAAGGGUCUCGGUGGUUCAACGCUAAUCAAUUACAUGGUGUACUCCCGAGGCAACCCAGCCGAUUACGACCGUUGGGCUUCGAUGGGCAAUCCGGGCUGGUCCUACAACGAUGUCCAUCCAUACUUUCUCAAAACUGAACGAGCAUCCUUACGGGGGCUGGAGAACUCCUCCCACCAUGGAUUCGGUGGAGAACUUAGCGUAGAGUUUCCACCGUUUCGUACGGAACUGGCUCGAACCUUUGUGAAAGGAGCGCGUGAAAUUGGGCACAAGAAGAUUGACUACAAUGGCAAAUGUCAGGUCGGGGUGUCUUAUGUGCAAACAAACACCAUAAACGGAAUGCGUCAAACCGCGUACCGUGCCUUUAUCGAGCCAAUACUAGCAAACAGACCGAACUUACACGUUAAAGCAUACAGUAGAGUUACCAAAAUCCUUAUCAAUCCGAAUACUAAGACUGCCUACGGAGUAACGUACACAAAGAACUUCAGGAAUUUCGAUAUACAUGCACGUAAGGAAGUUAUUGUUACUGCUGGUGCCAUAAAUUCGCCUCAACUGUUGAUGCUUUCCGGAAUUGGUUCUGAAGAUGUGCUCCAACAUAUAAAAGUUCCUGUAGUACAAAAUCUUCCAGUGGGACAGAACAUGAUUGACAGUAUUGUGUUCAAUGGGUUGACGUUUGUGCUGAACGAAACUGGACGGGCUUUACUCACUGAUAGCAGAUUCCAGUUGAAUUCUAUCGCAGAUUACUUUAAAGGACAAGGUCCUCUGACGGUACCGGGUGGAGUGGAAGCUGUAGACUUCUUACAAACCAGCAGAGCUGACCAACCUGGAGUACCGAAUGUUGCAAUCAUCUUUUCAACAGGAUCGCUGGUAUCUGAUGGAGGACUCGGUUUACGCAGCGGAAAGAGAAUCAAAACAAGCUUAUAUAAUAAGGUUUACAAACCUUUGGAGACUUUACCAAACGAUCAGUGGACUGCGACGGUGGCUUUACUCCAUCCCAAGUCAAGAGGAUACAUCAAUCUGCGUAAUGCCAAUCCAUUCAACAGUCCCAAGAUACACACAAACUAUUUGACUGUGGAGGACGACGUGGAAACGAUGCUUGAAGGAAUUAAAGAAGCGGUAAGAAUAUCUAAAUCCCCAUCGAUGAAACAAUACGAUGCACGAGUUCUGGGAAUUCCGCUUCCAAACUGUAAGCAAUAUCCGAUUACUGACGACGAUUACUGGCGUUGUGCCAUUCGGACGCUUUCCAGCACGGCAUAUCAACAACUUGGCACUUGCAGAAUGGGACCGCUGGGCGAUCCGAAGGCUGUUGUUUCAGCCGAUUUAGAGGUACAUGGAGUAGAAAACCUGAGGGUAGCCGACGUGAGUGUUGUUCCAACAUCAAUUUCCGGGCAAUCCGCUGCUAUUGAUUAUAUGGUUGGGGAGAAGGCAGCGGACCUGAUAAAACAACGUUGGACAUCGUGAUAAAUGAUGGCUCUCUACGCAUUAGUUUCACAUAGCAUGAUUUCAUCUCAAAUCUUACAAUGUAAGAUGAUUCACAAACACAUAAGAUAAUUUAUUUAUAUCAUAAAUUUUAAUUAUACUAAUUAAUCAAUGUAUAUGGCUGUUUGUCCGAAAAAUUCUUUCCAAAAAAGUUUCCUCAGAACAACAUGCUUUGGAAAACCAUAUUUUGUUUACAAGUCACACUUUGAUGGAAAACCCUUCGCAACCGAUUUUUUUUACAAGGCUAAUACCAGAACUAAGCAAUACAUAUAUUAUCAAGGACCACCAUUCGAACAAUGUUCACAUUUCAAGUGAUGCUGCAUUUUCUUUCAUAAGUUAGAUUACCCUCCGCUUUCAUGCAGCAUGAAUUAAUUUAGAUCCGAUUUUUAUUCAAUGUGAGCCGCCCAGAAGUGAGGCAAACCCUUUUUAAAUAUACGUUUGUUAGCGUAUUGCAUGUCCCCUCAGUUUGUUAGAGAGUGAUAAGUAUUUGUAUGUUUCUAUCUUCAACAGAAAUUCUUGCCUCAUCGCAUGUACCCUUAUUUUGAACUAUAUAUCAUCCCUGUUUAAAACCAAUGUCUAUGUGUUUUAUUAAAAGUCUGAUUAUUUUGUCUUUUCUCAUAGAUCACAAACUUGAGUUAAUUGCAUUGAUUAGUAUCGGAAACUCUCAUAUAAAAAACUGGGGAAGUUCAUUUAAAACACUAAGUUGUGAGUCGGCUAUAAGCUAAUUGCCAUGAGCAAUAAGCUUGCAAAAAGGCGUAAGCGAAGAUUUCUCAAUGAAAACGAUAAUAACUGAAAAACUACACAUUUGCAAAGAUAAUUGACUAGUACAUAAAAUGUUGAAUUUUCAUUGCAAAAAAAUAUAUAUAUACUACAAUCAUAAUGAU
This is a messenger RNA of Armigeres subalbatus, 3039 nucleotides long. Its product is annotated as glucose dehydrogenase [FAD, quinone]-like. Lineage: Eukaryota; Metazoa; Arthropoda; Insecta; Diptera; Culicidae. Bases 251 to 2137 code for a protein of 628 amino acids. The record is from RefSeq and is a predicted model, not a curated record. The transcript has 3 exons. Gene Ontology annotation, molecular function: oxidoreductase activity, acting on CH-OH group of donors; flavin adenine dinucleotide binding.